This is a messenger RNA of Monodelphis domestica (gray short-tailed opossum), 3902 nucleotides long. RefSeq names its product chimerin 2 (gene CHN2). Lineage: Eukaryota; Metazoa; Chordata; Mammalia; Didelphimorphia; Didelphidae. Gene Ontology annotation, molecular function: GTPase activator activity. Gene Ontology annotation, biological process: signal transduction; positive regulation of GTPase activity; regulation of small GTPase mediated signal transduction. The record is from RefSeq and is a predicted model, not a curated record.
UGAAUCAUUUUUAGUUAAUGAGGGAAUAUGCAACUUAAGCUCAAAUUGACUUCAGAUGCUUAGUAGCUGUGUGACCCUAGGCAAGUCACUUAACCACUGUCUACCUCAGUUUCCUCAACUGUAACAUGGGAAUAAUGACAGCAUCUGCCUCCUAGGGUUGUUAUGAGGUCAAAUGGCAUAAUAAUGGUAAAGUGCUUAGCAUAGUACCUGGCACAUAGUAAACACUUGUAGAGAAAUAUUCAUUCAUUAAUAAGGAGUUCACUAGUCAAUGAUCAUCCUAGAACUCAGAAUAAUGAGAUUAAAUAUGGGAAUGAAUAAAAUACCAGACUGUGGGUGACCUACAAGUAAGGUUGGUUAAUCCAUGUCACCUUGUUAUACCUAUUAUUCUUUGAUAUGCAUACUCCCAUUUAGUCAUGCAGAUGAUGACUCAUCUGAGCUUGUCCAUCUUGUUUAUGACCUCAUUGUUCAUGACCAUCAUUCAUGACCUCCAGAGAUUUCCCCCCCAAGGGGUCAACCCAAUAUAUAAGGUGGUUCACUUGAUAUUGGGUAGAUGGCAGUGGAGAAGAGAGGGCUUCAAUAAUUUGUGCCGGAUUUGGAGAUCUGCAAUUCUGAACCCUCCAUUUCUCUGCUAUGUACUUGAGAUUUGGACCACAGUGGGAGUCCUGGAGGCAAAUGGAAAGAGCUGAGGGUGGAGGUCCUCCAAUGGGUAUCACUGAUCAGACAAAAGGAAAUGACAGUGGGAACCAAUGAGUUCUCAAGUUGUCCAUAUGCUGAAGAAUACCAGCCUCCAAUAUGGAAAUCAUACUUGUAUCAGUUGCAGCAGGAAGCACCAAGACCCAAGAGAAUCAUCUGUCCUCGGGAGGUGGAGAACAGACCGAAAUAUUAUGGACGAGAGUUUCACGGGAUCAUCUCUCGAGAGCAAGCGGACCAGCUCCUUGGGGGUGCCGAGGGGGCGUAUAUUCUCAGAGAAAGUCAGCGACAGCCCGGUUGCUACACGUUAGCACUAAGGUUCGGGAACCAGACCCUUAACUACCGGCUUUUCUAUGAUGGGAAACACUUUGUGGGAGAGAAGAGGUUUGAAUCCAUCCACGACUUGGUGACAGAUGGCCUGAUCACACUGUACAUAGAAACAAAAGCCUCCGAAUACAUUUCCAAAAUGACAACAAACCCCAUCUAUGAACACAUUGGCUACGCCACUUUGCUAAGAGAGAAGGUGUCCAGGAGACUGAGCCGGUCCAAGAACGAGUCGAGAAAAGCGAGCGUGACCAGCGAAGAGCACCAUCCCGCUGUGGAGAAGAUUUCCUCCCUGGUGCGGAGAGCAGCCCUCGCGCAGAAUGACAACCACUGCAACUAUGAGAAGACCCACAACUUCAAGGUCCACACGUUCCGGGGGCCGCACUGGUGUGAAUACUGCGCCAACUUCAUGUGGGGACUCAUCGCUCAAGGGGUCAGAUGCUCAGAUUGUGGCCUCAACGUCCACAAGCAAUGCUCCAAGCACGUUCCCAAUGACUGUCAGCCGGACCUGAAGCGCAUCAAGAAGGUGUACUGCUGUGAUCUCACCACCCUGGUGAAGGCCCACAACACCCAGAGGCCCAUGGUGGUGGACAUGUGCAUUCGAGAGAUCGAGGGAAGAGGUUUAAAGUCUGAGGGCCUCUACAGAGUCUCAGGGUUCACUGAACACAUUGAAGAUGUCAAGAUGGCUUUUGACAGAGAUGGUGAGAAGGCAGAUAUUUCUGCCCACACAUAUCCAGACAUCAACAUCAUCACGGGGGCACUGAAACUGUACUUCCGAGACUUACCGAUUCCUGUCAUCACAUAUGACACAUACGCCAGAUUUAUCGAUGCAGCCAAAAUCUCUAAUCCGGAUGAGAGAUUAGAGGCUGUCCAUGAAGUCUUAAUGUUGCUGCCCCCUGCACAUUAUGAGACGCUCAGAUACCUAAUGAUUCACCUCAAGAAGGUGACGCUGAAUGAGAAGGAGAACUUCAUGAACGCGGAGAACCUGGGGAUCGUGUUUGGCCCCACCUUGAUGCGGCCCCCGGAGGAGAGCACCCUCGCCACCCUCAACGACAUGCGGUACCAGAAGCUCAUCGUACAGAUCUUAAUAGAGAAUGAAGAUGUGUUGUUCUAAGCGGGCUGUGUGGCCUCUGCCCGGCCCGGGCUGAUGAGGGACGAGGAAGGAAAACAUUUCUGAUUUUGCCCGGCUUUAUUUUUGAAACAAAGAAAAGGAGUUCUUGGCCCACCGAGGAAUGCUCGUGUCUCAUGGGCAGGUGCCUCUCCUAGAAAGAAUGAGGGAGGCGAAGGAAGCCCUUUGCCGUGGGGCUCUGGCCGUUCCACUUAUGGACAUUUGUUUAGAGGAAGAGCCCCGGAUCAACGUUUCUCCAGCUCAUUCAAAGCACGCAGACCUUCGCAUCGGCCGUGUUUGGGUAUGUGUGAGGCGCCCCUUCCUCGCGGGAGCUCCUUACGGCGUUUCCCACCUAAAGACAAUUCUCUUGAGUCAUAUAUUGGACAGAACCUCUAUUAUAAAAUUUAUUUUUUAUGUUCGUGAAUCCAAGAAUGGUAUUUUAUUUUAGCAAAAGAGAACUCAAUGCAGUGCAUUUAUUAUCACCCUCCGGUAGGCCCUACCCCGAGUUCUUGCUGUGAUCCCAUGAAAAUGUGGGCCGUUCCUACAGUAUUAUUUUGGCAUUCCUCCAGGAUAACCGGCACUUCCCAAGGCAAUUCCAAAGGUCCCUCCCACCCGGUUUCCGACAUUGACAUUCGCGUGUCGAUUUCAUCCUCCUCCCUUAAAACCAUCAUCAAUUUCCAAAGGCUCUUCCAUCCCCCAUUGGAUCUUCCAGUACAGGUCACUCAGAAGGCAAUAGAGUGGGGACCUGGGGGAUGGAUGCUGCUUCUAUUUUGACCACAUGCACAAGUGAGGAGCAUUUGGCUUCUUUCUUCUUGGGAGAAAUUUGAAAAUUAAUUUGUUCAAGGCAAAGGGGAAAAGCCCGUUGUCGUGUCGGUGUACAUAUGAAGGUUAAGCUGCAGAGUAAAGAAAUACUUCUGUCCAGUGGGUUCUCCGCUCCAAUCCAACAGCAUUUAUGGAGGAAGUGCCCACGAUAUACGAGGCACUGGAUCAGGCUUGGGGAGAUAGAGACACAACAAACGCCCAUCUUCACCUACCGGGGGCUCCCUCUGGGUUUUCUUACAAGGAAGCCAAUGGGUCCUUUUCUUUUCCUCAAGGGGAGUUGAUAAGUUGAGUUCUCCCCCAGUGUUUGUUAUUCUUCCCUGAAGGUGAUCCGCAGUCAAAGAUGUAAUCUCAUCCUGUGACUGGUUCUGUUUUCUUUAAGUCAAUCUUCUGUCUUCUGAAUAUGCCUUUUUGCACCUAAAUCCCUACCCAGACAAAAUCUUUCAAAUAUCCCCAAACCACUGCCAGUUCAGAUUAUUGCUGAUUUAGGUUUGUUUUUAUCUUUUCCUCUAAUUGUCUAAAUCAUGUGAUUUAACCACUCACUGUUCUCCAAAUGAUCUAGAAAAGCAAAAUUGACUCUUAUUCCAUUGUGUACAAAGCGAAGCAGAGAGAGAGGACAGAUGAAAAGGAAGAAGAGGAUGAAAAGUGUAUUCUUGAGUCCUCUCCAAGAAGGAGGAGUCACAAGGGCUAUGGGCCUGGGCAGCAUGAUUGCACAGUGUGUGUGUAUGUGUGUAUGUAUGGGUGUGGGUGGCUGUUUAGGGGUAGAGGGUCCAAUGGAGACCUCAUUGGCGCUUCCAUUCUUGGACUUCCCCGUGACUGUCCAGCUUUGUUGUAGUGUGUGUAAGUGUUGAUACUGUCAUAAAAAAAUUAUCUGGAAAUGGUUUUAUUUUGUGAAGUGAACCUGCUUUGUAAUUUAUGAGAGUGUAAAUGGAAGGAAGACACAUUAAAUGUAUUGAGAGAU